UUGGCGAUUAUGCUCGUCGUUGAGUGGUAGAAUCCAUUCUGUUUCAUUCGUACAAAAUUAACCUUUUUGACUUCUAGUUGUGCAACAUGUCGCAAAGUGAUCGUGUAACGGAUUUAAUCAUGCAUUACUACAUGGAACAUGGCCGCAAUCGGGAUUUGGAAAAGUACCUACGCUUGCGGCGUAUGUCGAAUGCGACGCGUUCUUCCAGCGACGGAAGCCUUCCGGGGCUGGACGAAUUGCAGCGGAAGGUAGCAGGAGGCUCGAACCGUUCCGGAUUGGGAAAAUCGAUGGAAAACCUGUCAACGCUCCGAAAGAAAGCAGAGCAGCAGGAGCUAAUUGAGGGCGAAAAGUCGCUACGGAACGCGUCCGCCGAAAGCGCGAAGGUUGCUAACAAAUCAACGGAGCAGCCCGGCGACAAAGGAGGCCCUGCUUCGGACGCUAAGGGAGUGACUGUUAAGGAAAAGAAGACCGAGCAGAAGAGUGGAAGAAACUUUAAUUUCAAUCUGGAAUCAGUUAUUGAAAUAAAUCUUCCACCUCCAUCAAACAUCACGAUGACGACACCAGCGAUGACCUCCGCGAUUCCACCUAUUAUGUAUAUGCAACCAGCAGCAUUGCCGCCUCAGAUGCCAUCCAUUGGAAAAGAAGAACCGGCGCGAAUUGUCGUGCACGAAAACAGUACCCAGACGGCUACUACUGAAGAUGACCCAAUACGGCCGGUUGUCAAAGCACAAGCUCCGGCGACUGGUGAGGAAACACUGGAUAGCCUGAAGGAUAUAUCUCCCGUUAGCAGCAUUGCUUCAAACAAACAGAAACUGGAAUGGGAUUCCCUCGGUGACAUCGGAUACGAUUCGAGCGAGCGUUUGCAGCUCUGCGGUGCGGCCGAUCUCAAUGAAACGGAGAAACGUUGCUUGCAACGAUACUUUGCCCGCAAGGGUCUCAACUUCGAUCGGAGCGUUGUUGUCGUUCGUCAGCGCGAGGAAAAGGAUAAGAAAUCGCGUCCAGAAGAUGAUGGGUCAAUUAUGCUUCAAAAACCUGGCGCACAGAGUACCCCGAAGCCUCUACAGCCUUUGGCCAAGAGCCGUGAGGAGGCACAAAAAUCUACUCAAACUUCCCUUCGUGCGCGCGUUGUUGAAUCGCGGGGAAUUCAAGCGUCUGAUUGUAAUACCGAAAGCGAAAGAAGCGACCACCACCCAUAUAGAGAGGACAAAGCCGUGGGGACGGCGGAAAGCUAUACCCUUGCGUCAGUUGAUGCGGCUGAAAGUUUUGAGUUCUUUUCACCUUCGGUUCCGGCGACAGAGAAUAACACCCCAUCCGGUGCCGCUUCCGUUUCAACUCCAGUACAUUCAUCAUCGACGGCUUCGUCCUCGACGGGGAAUAACAGUGCCCCGCUGGAUGUUGGUAACCGCUCCCAACGGCCAACCUUUGACGACGAGGUAAAGCUCGGACUGACACUGUAUAAUUCCAUCUGUGAACUUCAAAGCAUGCCAACAGGUGUGAAGGAAAGUUUGAUCGAUAAAAUAUUUCGUAAACUUUCGCGCCACGAUCCGAAAAAGAGGACACGCGAGCAACUACUGCACGACUAUGCUGAAUCCGUCCGGAAGCGCUAUGAAAAGGAGGCCAGCAAACGGGGACAGGUGGAGGAAAAUGUGUAUGAUGAUGUGGGAACUUCCGGAGAUAAGGCCGAAAAGAGCGAGGAAAGUGUUCAGCAGGAUCGAAGUUGCGGUGCGGAGGUAGAGGUCAUUGAGGAAACUAAAAGCCCUGAAGCAAUUGCUGGAAGUGUAGAUGUAUCGGUCGGUUCAGUGAAAGGAUCGUCUAGCGGUUCAAAUGAGGCCAAAAAUGUACGUCAUGAUUCUACGGUCCGCGAACAUGGUUCAAUGGAGAUUUCCUCCCACCAAACGGGAUCGUCAUUGGUGGAAUCGAUCGGUACGACGAAAGAGAAUAUUCCUAGGAAGCUCUCGGCCCCCGAGGCGCGAGACCGGCGGGUUAGAAAAGCGAUGCAGGAGUACUUAAAACCGAUGACACAUUCCGAGGUUGAAUAUGAAAAUUUACGCGAUCUAAAGCGACUUAACCAACAGCGAUCGAAUGAACCACAGCUGGCGCAAAUCGAUCGGGCCAUUGAGCAGUUGCUGGUGAAGAAGAUGUUACUUCUUAAUACAGGGGAAUCUGCACCGGCGGUACCGGUAAAAGAUCCCGUCCGAGUAGAGCUCUUGCCCAAGCAAUUGCCUAGUGAACGUAGCGGGACAUCGGAUUACACAUCUGUUCAUGAGGCCAUUUCGGUAAACAGUACCGCAAAAGAGAGUAGUUCCGGCUGGAAUUCCCACUAUCAUAUGGCAAAAGCAUUGAAAAACCGGUCUAAGCUGGAAACACCGACGGCGGACACUCCUAGCCCGGCAUCCGACGUCAGUAUUCCGACGUUCAUCAAGCAGAAGAAGGAAAAGUUUGUCGAAAAUUACGAUCAGGUGCGUCAGCGCAGAGCGUUCGAGGAACAGAACCACAUUUAUACCCGCCCGUACAGCAGUAGCGGCCAAAGGAAUGGUGCUAAACGUCGGCCGCAGGAGAAGGAAAACCACAACUUCGGAAAGGAUAAAUACGUGUUGAGCAAGCUGUCCAAAGGCACGGGUAACGACAGAAGAGCUCCAUCGUCUUCGAACAAUUCCAUCAUGUCACCGCAAUUCAUUUCGUCGGAUUCCAUCUCCAUCCCGGUCGUGACGACAUUGACCAACACAACGACCACGCACCAUUACGAUAUCAAAUCCAGACGGCCAUCGCCUCCGAUUGCCACCGGGCGUACGGCGGGUACUCAAACGACUGAUUCCAUUCUGCGUACGAAGCCAAUAUUUGGAGAACCGAAACCGAAAACGAACUCAGCAACGGCUGCCGUCCAGGUUCCCUCAACUAUCGAUGUAAGGCCGAUAAAGGACCAUGCGUAUCCAGUGACCCAAUGCCAUUGCCCUUGCGGGCAACUUCAGCAAAGAGCAAGCAUUGGAGUGCGAACGGAAAUGGAUAACAAUAGUGGCGUGCGCCGUAGAACGGAAAUAAUCGACGGAACUGGGGGAGGGCGGCAAGACAAACAGGCCCAAACGCAACCCUCGUCCAUUGCGUACGUCAUAACAUUUGAAGGUGGCAUGCAGCGCAAACCGUCAGCCGCUGCUCCAACACCUACGCCAUCGCCACGAUCUUCCAGUGUAAGCAGCAACGAUGAAAGCGAUCCAGAGAAUGGGAAAGAUAAGGAUUCAGAAAAGAUGUUAACAUUGCGUGAACAGUUUCGUCGUUCGUGCCCGGCCACUCUGAGCAAGAUCGAGCAGCGGCGCCAGUGCAUCAAUGAGCUGAACAAGCUGCGUAGUAAGCGGAACCAGCAGCGGCAGCGCCUGUUGCUGCUGACUUCGGACGAUUCGCUACGCAAAACGAGUUCAAUGGGACGAGGAAAACUACCACCACCUCCGUUGAGCCAGCGACGUGUCUUUGCCUCGACCCGUGCCAUGCGGGAAAGCACGCGACAAAAGGUACGGAAUCUUCCCGAGGUUCAAAGAAAAAAGGAGAUCGAGCGAUUUAACAACCUAAAACGUAAAAAUCGGAUUAUGAAGGAUGUUUACAAUAAGAACUUACAACGGAAAGUGCUGCGCGGUCAAGUUGAUCUAUCCAACAGCGUUCGAGUGAUUCAAGAUUAGGUAGCUGAAACCGGAGCCCGAAAUAUUGGCGAUAGUAUAUAAGUUACAUACAUGCAUUUACACUCCAAUAAAAUGAUAUCUUAAAUAAAAUGGUU
Messenger RNA from Anopheles coustani, 3763 nucleotides. RefSeq names its product centrosome-associated protein Alms1a-like. The transcript has 2 exons. NCBI's taxonomy places the organism in Eukaryota, Metazoa, Arthropoda, Insecta, Diptera, Culicidae. The record is from RefSeq and is a predicted model, not a curated record. Bases 87 to 3668 code for a protein of 1193 amino acids.